AUGGGGAAGCACGGCGAUGAGGUCCCCGAGCUUCGAUCUGCCGCGUGGGAUCGGGGAAGAGGCGAGAGAGAAAGAGAGAUUGAGAGUUCGUACAGUGUAGUUGAAUGCAAACUCUGGGAAGCCAUUGGUGCUGUCUCGGAAGCACAGUCGAUGUUUGAGCAGUCUACACCAGUUGGCAGAGGGAUUAGCUUCAACGUACAGAAUUCUAACCAUAACCCAUACGUGUUGGGUAUUGAAACAGUUUCAGUGUUUCACCAUAAUCCGUACGUGUUGAGUAUCAACUCGCUGUACUAUAACAGUUUCACUGAGGAUCAAAUCUCAAAAGCGAACCAUGCAGCAUCCACAGGUGCAGCUGCGCAGUCCAAUGUUUUUGAUGUGACAAGCUCGAAAUAUGGAGGGAAGACAGACUCGGAUAUUUCAGAGGCAUUGACAAUGGCAUGGAAAGAUGCUUGUGCAUCACCUUCGAUGAGCAAUGUCCUUGUUCCGAUGGGAACAUUCAAGUUAUCACAACAAGCAACGUUUGAAGGUCCUUGCAACGCUCCUAUUCAAUUUCAGCUUCAAGGAACUGUGCAAGCUCCAGAAGAUCGAAGCCAUCUCGAUGACUCCUGGGUUCAUUUUAAGGCCAUCGACAAGCUCACUUUGUCCGGGGGUGGAACUUUUGACGGACAAGGAGAGCUUUUUUGGAAGCACGGCCAUGGCUCUACCCCUGUCGAUAUUAGAUUCAAAACGGUCAACAAUUCCAUAAUUAGCGGCAUAUCUUUUAUAAACAGUGCAAAGUUCCAUAUUAGUGUCCAUGACUCCGAUAACAUUACAUUUCAGCAAGUCACCAUCACAGCACCCGAAGACAGUCAUAACACCGACGGAAUCCACAUCGCCAGUUCGAGCAGGAUCACGGUCUCCGACUCUUACAUUGCAACCGGUGAUGAUUGUGUUUCAAUUGGUGAUGGCUCCAACCAAAUCUUAGUGUCCAACAUUACUUGCGGACCAGGUCAUGGGAUAAGCAUAGGCAGCCUAGGGAAAUAUCCUGACGAACAACCGGUGGUCGGCGUCACAGUUAGGAACUGCACACUAACUGCCACAACAAACGGUGCUAGAAUCAAGACAUGGCCGGAUUCUCCAUCAGCAAGUGUUGCUAGGGAUAUACUUUAUGAAGACAUCAUCAUGGAGGAUGUGAAGAACCCUAUCCUCAUCAACCAAAACUACUGCGACAAAGGCAAGACGUGUAGGCUAGAUAAUCCAUCCAAAGUCCAAAUCAGUGACGUGAGAGCUGUCCGAUAUUGA
Argentina anserina (silverweed cinquefoil) is the source of this 1281-nucleotide messenger RNA. RefSeq names its product polygalacturonase-like. Gene Ontology annotation, biological process: carbohydrate metabolic process. The transcript has 4 exons. NCBI's taxonomy places the organism in Eukaryota, Viridiplantae, Streptophyta, Magnoliopsida, Rosales, Rosaceae. Gene Ontology annotation, molecular function: polygalacturonase activity. The coding region runs from base 1 to 1281 and encodes 426 amino acids. The record is from RefSeq and is a predicted model, not a curated record.